Darwinula stevensoni is the source of this 2097-nucleotide messenger RNA. Lineage: Eukaryota; Metazoa; Arthropoda; Ostracoda; Podocopida; Darwinulidae. The record is from the annotation of a GenBank genome assembly.
CUGCAGUGGAGUCGGUGGUGCUCUCAUGCAUGAAUGCCUUGUCCCUUCUCGUCUUGCACGAUCCGGUCGUCACAGACGUAUUGCCUGGCCUCGCGUCGCGUGCACGGAACUUCUCCAGAUCCGAGCCAUCAGAGGAUCUCCUGCCCUACGUGCAGCAAGGUGAAUCCGCCUUUCACGAGGUCAAGGAUUUGUUGCACAACGGCGCUUGGAGCGUAGAACGAGAAGAGAACGGCAUUGCCAUCAAAAGCCUAUACAGUCCGAAAUAUAGCAGUUACGUCUACCUGACAGAGACGGUGGUGAACGCAUCCGCGGAGGCCCUCGUCAACGAGUACUGGUGGCAUUACGGGCGAAUUUCGACGUGGAACUCGCAGAUGUCUCGCUUGGAAAUCGUCGAAAGAAUUUCGAAGACCGUCAUGAUCGCCCGUGAGACCGCAGCAGAUCAAGCAUCGCAGCACAUAUCGAGAAGAGACUUCGUGAGCGUGUAUUCUCGGCAUGAGGUGCUGGACGCCGAUCGGAUGGUGGAGGAUUACUACAUGUGCUACAUCUCGACGGAGUUCCCAGGCGCACCGCCCGAAGGGGAAUACGUGAGAGGCGCAUACCAUCCGAGUGGAUUCCGGUUUUCUCCGAAUGGAGACGGCUCCACGAAAUUCCAGUUCGUGCUGAACGUCGACUUGAAGGUCCACGCCCUGCUGAAGCCUUUCAUCCGAGUUUUCAUGAUCCCGAGCAUGGUUGAAUAUGCCACUUCUGGAGUUCUGAGGCCUGUUACACAUGAUGACCUCUCAUGGCUGCACAUUAGCCUAAAGAACCGUUGGAGAUUCACUGGGAUGGGCUGGUUGCUUGAGCCUGAACUGGGAAACAUGGAGGUUGAUCAGGAGUAUAUAAUGGGUAAAACCAUGGGGCAUAUCCUAGGAUGCCAGGCAUAUAUAGAUGCAGUUGACAAAUCCAGCUACUGCCUGUCUAACAUGCAGUUGGAUGCAGAAGAAGUGAGAGUAAUUGCUUGCAGGACAAUUGGACAAAGAGCUAAUCAUCUCUGGCAUGCAUUCAGAAGGAUGCGGGUGACUGCCAGUAAGUUUGGCAUGGUAUUGAGAGCACUGAAACGGCAGAGGUUUCCAUCAUUCUGGAAGAGCCUUUUUGGGGAAUACAAGACAAGUGGUGCCAAGGUUCAGGGUGGUAUGUACAUCACUGGUGGUCAAUUCUGUGAUCUCAUUGCCUGGAGCCCUCAAGAAAUGGUUGUGGUUCGUGUCCCAUGGGACAAAACAUGGGAGGGUUUUGGAAAAACUCUCCAGAAAUUUGAAGAUCUCCUGCCCUACGUGCAGCAAGGUGAAUCUGCCUUUCAUGAGGUGAAGGAUUUGUUGCACAACGGCGAUUGGAGCCUAGAACGAGAAGAGAACGGCAUUGUCAUCAAGAGCCUAUACAGUCCGAAAUAUAGCAGUUACAUCUACCUGACAGAGAGAAUUUCGAAGACCACCAUGAUCGCCCGAGAGAUCGCAGCAAACGAAUGGUCGAGAUUCAUCUCAACACGAGACUUCGUGGCUGUGUAUUCUCGACAUGAGGUGCUGCACACCAAUCGGAUGAAUGAGGAUUUCUACAUGUGCUUCAUCUCGACGGAGUUCUCCGGGGCACCGCCCCAAGAGGAUUACGUGAGGGCCAUAUAUCAUUCGAGUGGAUUCCGGUUUUCUUCGAGUGGAGGCGGCUCAACGAAAUUCCAGUACGUGCUCAACGUUGACGUGAAAGUCAAUGCCCUGAUGAAGUCUUUAUCCCGAGUUUCCAUGAUUCCGACCAUGCUUGAAUAUGCCACGCGACUCAGAAAUUAUGCAACGACGUUGAAGAGAACCUGAUACGGAUGCUUUAAAAAAAACUUUCCCACGUAUUGAAGCUUUUAUGAUUUUUUUCCCCAUCUUGUUUCUGUCGUGUUUGGAGAUUUUACAUUAGUGUCAGUGUAUGUAAAUCAUGUGGGAAACGUUAUUUAAAGGGUGGAAUUUUAAAGUUUUGCUCUCUUACAGCUUGGCUUCUCGACAUAUACCAUGCUGAAUGCUGACCUUGUUUCAUAUGGAAAUUUAAGAAUUUUCGUAGAUUGUGAAAUGUAAAAUGUUUUGG